Molecule: messenger RNA, 1074 nt
Organism: Ambispora gerdemannii
Lineage: Eukaryota; Fungi; Glomeromycota; Glomeromycetes; Archaeosporales; Ambisporaceae
Source: the annotation of a GenBank genome assembly
AUGAGUCAAAAUCGAGUACCAACUUCUAUGCAUGCAAUACAAAUGGAAAACUACGGACCACCAUCCGUACUCGAGUACGUCGAGACAAAAGCGCCAGAAGCACCCAAAAAAACGCAAGUUUUGGUAAAAAUUGCCGCAGCUGGUGUUAAUCCGGCCGAAUAUAAAAUCAGACGAGGGUACUUAUCGUCGGUUGCAAAGAUAAGGUUUCCGGCGGUUAUUGGAGCUGAUUAUUCGGGAUUUAUUAUUGCGAAAGGAGAUCAAGUUACCGAUUUUGAUAUUGGUGAUGAGGUUUUUGGGACAAUUGCCAAUGUCUUUUCAGGAAAAGGAUCCUAUGCCGAGUAUGUUUUGGUUGAUACAAAGCUAGAUGCAAUAGCGAAAAAGCCAUCAAAUAUGAGUCACGAAGAAGCAGCCGGCGUCGGAAUCGCAUUCAUGACAACCUACAGUGCACUAAUACACGGAGGAAACCUAAAAACCGAUGAUGCAGCCAAAUCAUUAAACCAAAAAAUCCUAAUAAUCGGAGCAUCAGGCGGCAUCGGCCACUACGCAACACAAAUCGGAAAAAAUGUUUGCCACGCGCACGUAACAGCCAUAAACUCAGCAAAAAAUGCCGAAUUCGUAAAAAGUCUCGGAGCUGAUCGCGUAAUCGAUUACACCACUACUCCAGACUUUGUACAAGCCCUUCUCCAGGAACAAGAAAAAGAAUCGUUUGACAUGGUGCUUGACUGUGUAGGUGGAGAUGAAUACUACCAAAAAUCAAUUCCUUUAUUGAAAAACUCGGGGGUGUUCACGACGGUUGUUGGUCCGUUGGAUCUAAGUAGUCAAAGUAGUCAUUUGGGAUACGGAAAAUUAUUGUCAUUUGCUGGACGUAUUUUAUAUAACAAGUUAUUGGGAAAGAGAUCGUAUACUUUGGUUUUUGCAACUUUGCAUUCUAAGUUUCCGGAGUUUGUUGGGUAUUUUGAGAGAAAGCAGGUUGUUACAAAGAUUGGUUCGAAAUUUGAGUUGAAGGAUGCCGCGAAAGCUCAUGAACUGAGCGAAUCGUGUCAUGCUGUUGGAAAGAUUAUUUUGACUGUUUAG